GCAUAGGAAAGUCAUAUUUUGGUCUUUACUUAUUUUAUCAAUUUGCAAAAUUAAAAAAGGAAAUAAUUUAUCAAAAUUUCAACUAUCCAGAAAGUGUUUUUUAUUUUUCAUCAAAAGAACAUAAAGUUUUUGAAGGGAAAACUCUGAGUGAAUUUAGCAAAGUAUUAAAUUUAGAAUCAACAAUAUACAUAGUUGAUGGUAUGAUACCUUCAAAUUAUCCUGCAACAAUAAUAGUUCUUACUUCACCUAGAAGAGAGAUAACAAAAGUUGUAAAAAAACUGCGGAGGUGGCAACCCUAUUACAUGCCUACAUGGACAAUAGAUGAAAUAGAAGAUGCUUGUAAUUCAUUAUAUCUUUCUAGAUCCAUAGAUGAUGCAAAAGAAUUAUAUGAAUUAUGUGGAGGCAUAGCUUGGUAUAUUUUUGAAUGGAAAAAAGAAAUUGCCUUCAAAGAGAUAGAGAGAGCUAUUAAAACUUGUAGCCUUGAUAAGAUAAUAAAUUUUAUUGGUGAGAUUGAUGCACCCAAUGAUACUUCUCAUGUGAUAAUUCACAUUGUAGUAGAUCCACAAACUUUUCAACAAUGCAAAGUUCAAUUUGCCACUUCUACCAUCAGAGAAAGGAUAUAUCAAAGAUUUUUAAAUGAACAAAGGUUUUCAUUACGUAAUUUUUUAAAAGCAUGCGAAGAUGAAUCAAUUACAGGUGGUAUUCGUGGUAAUUUGUUUGAAGAGUUUGCACAUAAAAUGCUAAAAGAUGGUGGAAAAUAUGAAAUAAAAUUAUUAGAGUCAGAAGAAGAGUUAAGAGAAGGAGAUACACAAAAGAAAAAAUAUAAACCUAAUAGUGAAACAUCUGCUUCUUUAACUAAUGAAUUAAAUUUGACUGUGAAAGGAACCUUUAAGUUUUCAAAACUUGAAGAAAUAACAGCAGAACAUCAAGGUUUUUAUUGUUAUCCAUCCAUACACUCAUUUGAAUCAAUUGAUGCAUUCAUUCCAGGAACUAUAUCUUCAAAUCAUUUACUUUUUCAAAUGACAGUUUCAAAUUUACAUUCCAUUAAACAAAAUGGGAUUAAUAAAGUAAUUAGACAUCUUAAUAAAGUUCAGAAUGAAGGAAAAGCAGCAGACCUGUAUUUUGCAGUUCCAGAUGAAAUUUAUUCAACAUUUAAUAAGCAGAAGUUUCAAACAAAACAAGGAAAUGAUGCAAAAAGAACACCAACAAUUGUAUAUUCUAUCAAGCAAUAUUCUCUUAAAAUUCCAUUGGAUGCAAAUAUGAUGAUUUCUUAA
Molecule: messenger RNA, 1274 nt
Organism: Entrophospora candida
Lineage: Eukaryota; Fungi; Glomeromycota; Glomeromycetes; Entrophosporales; Entrophosporaceae
Source: the annotation of a GenBank genome assembly